Molecule: messenger RNA, 4758 nt
Organism: Plasmodium berghei ANKA
Lineage: Eukaryota; Apicomplexa; Aconoidasida; Haemosporida; Plasmodiidae
Product: conserved Plasmodium protein, unknown function
Exons: 1
Coding region: 1-4758 (1585 amino acids)
Source: RefSeq, a predicted model, not a curated record
AUGGAUGAAAACAUUAUUACAGAUAUUAAAAAAAAAAAAAAAAAAAAAAAAUAUAUUGAUAAUGAUAUAGAUAAGAAAAAAUUAUAUUACAUUAGUUUUAUUUGUGAAGAAGAUGAUAUAAAUUUUUUUUGUAAUUUUGCUGAGAAAUAUGAACAAGAUGUUUUAGGAAUAGAACCCAUUGCCAAUUUAAAAAAUAAUAAUAGCUCUAGUGGUGUAAUAAAUUUAAACAUCGAUAAAAAAGACAGUACAUUUACAUUUGAUAUUCUGAAUAAAAUUUAUUUACAAAAAUCAUACUUAGAUAAUCUUAUAGAAAAUGAGGAUAUUAAAAAGGAUACAAAUUCUCAAUCUUUUUGCUCUUACAUAUAUAGUAAAUUUUUUUUGCAAUAUUGUAAAAUUUUAUAUAAUUGUCAUUAUAAAAGUAAAGAAAAUUAUAAUUUUAAAAAUAAGUUGGGAAUGGAAGUAUAUUUUUUUACUAGAAUUAACAAAAAGCGAAUAAAGUUUAGAACUAAGAAAAAAAAAAAAACACAAAAAUGUAGAAUCGAUAAUUGUUAUGAUAAAAAUAAAUGCCUAUGCUGUCUGGAAAUCGGAAACAAAAAUGCAAAUGAUAAAUAUCAAAAUUAUGAACCGGCUAAUUAUAAUGAAAAUAAAUUAAACAAAAUAAAUAACAAUUUUAUAUUGUCUCCUUAUAUUGCAUAUACACCAUUAGAGCAUUCUGUACUCGAAUAUUAUAUGCCAAACAAGAAAACAUAUAAUAUUAAUUUUUUAAAACAAAAUGAAUUAAAUAUUGAAAAAAGUCAAAAUACAAAUAUUUAUGGAGAUUUUAAUAUAUGUGAUAUUUUGUUAAAUAGUGAAGAAAACUGUGAUGUCAAAGAGAAAAAAAAAAAUUGUGAAAUUGGCAAAUCUUUGAAAAAGCAAAGAAGCUUUUAUGCAGUAAAAAGGGACGAACAAAUUCCCUUAAAAAAGACUAUAGAUGGCAAUAAAAUAAUAAAAAAUAAAAUUCGAAAAACAAACAAAGCAGCAAAAACAAACGAUACAAUGAGCAAACCAUGUGAUUCUUCUUUCUUCUUCGGUCAAUAUACAUCGAGUGAUGAAAGUUACGUUUCUUUUUCAAAUUUUUUACCCAAUAAUAAUAAUUUUGUGAAAAAUAAAAACAAAUUCAAGGAUACAAAUAUGAAAGAUAAUUGCUUGUUGGAUGAAAAUGACGGGAUGCUCAUUUUUUCUCAUAUAAUAGACUUAUGCAAGCAAAAUAAAAUAUUUUCUUUUAAAAAAAAUAAAUGUCCAGAAAAUUGGAAAAAUGAACAUAGAAAAAAAAAACAAAAAUCAAAAAAAAAAAAUUUGGAAAAUGCAAAUUCUUGUAAAUUUUAUGAAAUUCCUUCUGAAAAAAUUAGUGAGAAACUAUACAAAAAAAAAAUCCCCUCUUCUCAAUAUGAAGACAAUUUAUAUGGGCUUACAAAAAAUAUAGACAAAACCAUAAAAAAAAAUGAAUUUGAAGAUAAAAACCCCAAUUUAUUAUCACAUUAUCAUAAAAAAAGGAGUUUCAGUACAUACUCUUUAGAUAAUUAUAAAGAAAAUGGAAUAUUAUCCCCAAAAAAUAAAAUGUAUAAAAAUUUGGUCUAUAAAAAUAACAUUGAAUUAAAUAUACAACGGAAUAUUAUGAACAAGAAAAAUAUAAAAAUAUAUAAAGACCUAAAAUUAGAAAGAGAAAAAAAAAAUACAAAAAUGCAAAUAAAAGAAAAUCAGGAAAUGAAUAUGCAUUAUUAUGAACAUUUUUUGAAAAUGAAACAAAAAAAUGAACAAAAUUUGCUUAAAAAUCAAAUUUUAAAAGGAUUAAAAAAUCAAACUAAAUAUGAUCCAUCUCAUUUAGAAGAAAUUACCAGCAAAAAAUUAAUUCAUAUGAAAAGUGUAGAAUUAAAUGGAAAGGAAUAUGUUCCUAAUUUAGAUUUAUACAAACGUGACAAAAUAAAACAAAGUCAAUGCAACUUAAAUAGUGUAGACACCAUGUGUGAUCAAGCAAAACGCUAUGUUGUUAUUUCAUUAAAAUUGUCUACUAUUCUUUCUCAUAAAUUUUGUUCUUUAUAUAUAUGCGAAAAAUAUGAAUCAAUAAUAGAGCAUUAUAAAUAUCAUUACAUAUAUAUAGAUUUUUAUUUAACCUAUAUAUAUUUAAAAGCAUUGAUAAAAUUAAAUAAAUAUAAUGAUUGCUUAAAAUGUAUUUUUGGAAUUAAUCGUCAACAACUGGAUCCAUUAAAUAAAUGUAUUCUUUAUUUUUUUUUGGGUACAUGUUAUGAAAAGUUAUAUAAAUAUAAGUUAAGUACAUCAGAAUAUUCAAAGGUAGUUAUUCAUGGAGUUAGUAUAAAUAAAAAUAAACAUAAUAUGCCUCCAAAAAUUUUAAUAGAAGAAAAAAAGGAGUAUAAAAAUUAUAGUUUUGAAAUUUAUCCAUUCUUACUUAUUUGUCUAGAUAAGUUAAUAGGUACUUAUCAAUUAAAUACUUACGAAGAAAAUAGUUUGUUAAAAUAUUUUAAAAACAAUUAUAUUAUUUACAAUCUUAUAAAUUUUUAUACAACCAAAAUAAAAAAUAAAAUUAACAUAAAAUAUGACGAAAUUAAUAAUUGCAUGAAUGCAAAAAAUGAAAUUAAUUUUAAUGAAUAUAUUAUGCCUUAUGGAGAUAUGCCUACAAAAAUGAGACAUAUAAAUAUGAGAAACCCAAACCCAUGCAAUUUUAAAAAUACAUAUCGAAUUAAUAUGGUGCCAAACCGAGCAAGCAACCAAGAAAAUAAAAGUAUCGGUAACGGUAAUAAUAUAGGAGAUAAAAAUUAUUUUCACUUUUUUAAUAUGAAAAAUGUUACAAAUAACAGGACACAUACUAAUAGUAGCACUCAUAGCUGUGUGCGAGAAAAAAGAAACUAUUGGGAAAAAAAUAGUGAUAUUACACAUAAUUACAACGAACAUACGUGGGAAGAAAAAAAGAAACAAAAGAACAAAUUUCCACAUAAUAAUAACAUUUUCGAUGUUUCGUAUGAACAAGCCAGAACAAUUAAGCAAAAAAAAAAAAAAAAAAACAAUGAGCUAGCUAAAAAUAUAUAUGUUAAUUUGAGCAACAUUUCAUAUGUUGCUAAAAACGACAGUGAUUAUUUUAAUUAUAAAGAAAUAAUAGAUAAUAACGAAUAUAGUUGUUUAUAUGGUGAAAAUAAUACAAGAAAAAAUAUUAUAAAAAAACUUAUUUUAGUUUUCGAUAAAAUUAUAUCAAAAAAUUACACACACCAUCAUUUGGACAUAAAUUAUGAUGAUCUGUUUUUUUAUAUCCUACAUGGAUUUUUUCAAAUAUAUUGUAAAAAUAUAUUAAACUUACUUGAAAAUUUUGCACACACAAAUUUUUUAAAUCAAAAUAUUUAUAAUUUUAUAAGAAAGUUAGGCCUACAACUUAAAUUAGUUAAUGUGUACAUUGAAAAUCCAUAUGCAAUAAAAAAAGAUAAAAUGAUUGAUCAUACUGAUAUAUUUUAUAAAAAUCAGAAUAAAUAUAAUUUAUAUAAAUGUAGAAAUGCUUUACAUAUAGAUACAAUAACAUUGGAAGAAUUCAUAUGCAUAAAUACGUUUUGUUUGAAAAAACAUGAUUUUGUUAACUCAUAUUAUAUUAGUAAAUAUAUAUUAAAAAAAGAAAAGGCAUAUGAUAAUGAGGAGGUUAUUAUAUUAUAUAUAACUUCUCUUAUAAAUAUACCAGACAUAAUUAUAAGUAAGAAAAAUAAAAUAAAAGAAUUAUUACUUUUAUUUCAUGAGAAAAUUAAUUAUAUUAAAAAAACAAAUAAAUUAUAUUAUUUUAAGCCAUCCAAUUAUAUAUAUAUAUGUGAUUACUUAGACUAUUUUAUAUAUGGAAUAAUUUAUUUUUUAAAAAACGAUUUUAGAAGAUCUUCUAAAUAUUUUAAUAAAUGUAUAAGCAUAAAAAAAAAAUUUUAUUUAUGCUAUGUUUAUUUGCUUAAAAUAGCUUUAACAAAUAAUACAUUAAUUGGACAGGAUAAAAAGUUAAUUUUUUUUACAUGUUUUAAAUUAAGAGCUUAUAAUGUUCAACCUUAUUUAAUAUAUUUUGCUCAUACUAUAAAAAAAAUACACCAAGAUAUAAAUAAUAAUAAAAAUAUAAGUAUUGGUAAUGAUAAGAAUAAUGAAAUAAAAUUGCAUUUCGCUACUCGUCAUUUGGAAGAAAAUUUUUCUAAAGCAAUAAAUUUAGACAAUGAUAAUAUUUUUUUAUAUAAUGAAUUAUUUGUUUAUUCUUUUUUAAAAAAUGAUUUUUCUCAAUGUGAAACUAUUAUGAAUAAAUAUUUUCAUCCUGAAAAUUUGUAUUAUAAAUCAUCAAAAAUUAUAUUUUCGGCAUCUUUUAUUUUAUAUAAUUCGAGUAUUUACAAUUAUAUAUGUGCAAAAAAAAUGACUAUAUCAGAAAAAUACUUAAUAAAAAUCUUAAAUGCCAAUCCAUUUGAUAUCAAAUCAUUAAAUUUGCUAACACAUAUUUUGUUUACAAAAAAAGACAUGUAUUGGAUAUAUUUUUUUGAUUAUUCAAUGUAUUUAGAAAAUAUUUUAUAUUCAAAAAAAAUAAUUUCUUAUAAAUCAUAUAUGUGUGAUGCAUUUUUUAACAAGCUUAAACAAAUGCAAGAUAUUCAUUGUUUCAUAGCUUACUAUAAAAUAUUAAAAAACAUUAAGCAAUUUUAUAAAAUUUUUAAAAAUUAUAUUAAAACACGAUCCUUUAUGCACAUCCCCAAUUUUAAUAGCAACUAA